AUGCCUGAAAUUGAUAUAAUCCUAUAUCACGGUGGUCCGCUUAAGAAUGUGAAUGCGAACAAGGGAUUGCCAUUUGAAGGGCCGGGUAUAAAGACCUAUUAUACCCAAAUUGAUCGUAGGUUGAAGACCCUUGACGAAUUGAAGAUGAUGGUUAUGGAAGAGUUGUGUAAGAACCCUGCUGUGCACAACAUACACAUUACUUAUCGCAUGCCAAAUGAAAUCCUGAAGCAUCGGAUUAAUUACAAGUACAUGGCGAUAGAAGCAGACAAACAUGUGAAGAUCAUGUUUGACAAGUUGGAGAGAAUACCUGAAGUAACUAACAUUGAGUUGUACAUACAGUUGGAGCCACGUGCAGAAGUUGGUAUUGAGGAGGAAAUCCAGCAAACACAAACAAGUUUACAAGUUACAGUUCCAGAUGCUCAAUACCAGUAUUUUACACAUGAUGAGGAUGAUGACUAUGUUGAUGAAAAUAUUGCCAUUAACGGUGAAGAUUUUGGCGAUAGAGAUGAGAUUGAAGACAUGAUUGAACAAGGGGACUUUAGGGACUUUGAGAGGGACAUUGAUGACGAUGAGACAUUGGACGGUAGUCAACCUGAUGCAUACAAUGUUCUUAGUGUCCAAAACAUUACAGACACAAUCCCUGUGUACUCACCACCUGCCUUGUCAUUUUCUGAAAAUACUUUGGAAAAUUUAUUUGAUCCUUCACAUAUUGAGACACCAUUUGUGUCUAGUUGGAGAGAGGGGAUGAAUUUGUGCAAAGACUUGACUUUUGCCAAUAAAAUGGAGGUGCAACGCAUAUUAACAAAGUGUGCCCUCAAGGAAAACAAACAUUUUAUCAUCAGUAGGUCAACCACGACAAAACUUUGUGCGAAAUGCGUUGAUGAGUCAUGCACGUGGUAUGUCUGCGUAGUCAUGAAGCCCAAGUUCCACAAUCUAUGGAUGGUCACCGUGUACAAGGGUCCUCACACGUGUAUAUGGACUGGGGUGCGAAAUGAUGGUAGAAUGAUGAGUUGUAAAUUUAUUGCAGAUGACAUCCUUAAGAAGUUAUGUGAGGAUCACACUACCCCAAUUAAGCAUCUCAGAUCUAUGAUAGAGUCGAAAUAUGAGGGACAAAAGCCUUCUUACUACAAGGUGUGGGAUGCGAAAGAAAAGGCGAUUGAGAAGAUGUUUGGAAAUUGGGAAGAGUCUUACCAAAGGUUGCAGAAGUUGCUAAUGGCAUAUAUUGAUCAGGAUCCGACUACGCAGGUGUUCUAUCGUACCAUAUCCACCGGUGAAGAUGACACAGUAUUUUUGAAUUAUGUGUUUUGGUCUUUCGGUCCAAGCAUUGAUGGAUUCAAAUAUUGCAAGCCGGUUAUCAGUAUUGAUGGGACCCAUCUGUAUGGUAAAUAUCAGGGAAAGUUGUUGGUUGCAAUGGCAACCGACGCUAACAACAAGGUAUUCCCUCUUGCCUUUGCUAUUGUGGAUUCUGAGUCAGGGUCUAGUUGGAGGUGGUUUUUACAAUGCCUCAGAGAUGCGAUUGGCCGCGUGAUACCGGACGAAGGCAUUUGCGUAAUUUCUGACCGACAUCUCGGUAUCAAAAAUGCCAUUGCAAACUGGCCUAGAAGGGAUGAUGGAAGAGCACUGGUAUUUCAUAGAUAUUGCCUUCGACAUGUUGCUAGCAACUUUAACACACAUUUUCAGAACUCGACUCUGAAGUCAGCGGCGUUGAAAGCCGGAUAUGCUAGUCAGGCAGUGAAAUUUACCUCCAUAAUGGAGACCAUUAAGCAGGCGGAAAUUGAGGCCAUUAGAAAUAAGAAGAAGUUGACGGGGAAGGAUGGCAAGGAAAAGAAUCAAGAUUAUCUUCCAUACACAUACCUAAUGAGCGAGUCUGUGGAUAUGUGGACCCAGUCACAUGAUGGUGGGAGACGCUUUGGGGCAAUGACAACCAAUAUAUCAGAGUGCUUCAAUGGUGUAUUGAAAGGUGCACGGGGCCUUCCUAUUGCCGCGUUGGUUGAGUUCACUUGGAACAAACUUGUCAGUUAUUUCCACGACCGUCGCAAAGAAUACCUUUUUGAGUUCUCAGAGGGUAAGAAAUGGAGUAAAUAUGCCUUCUCCAAGUGGGAUGAGAAUAAGAGUAAAUCUGAGAAACAUUAUCUCAAGCCAUUUAGCAAUGAAGAGCUGAUAUUUCAAAUAGUUACCCAACUCAACACGUGUAGUGCAGGAGGGGGAAACCACAGUUAUGAAGUUCGGUUACAGGAAAGAACAUGCAGUUGUGGGAAAUGGCAAAACAUAGGGAUCCCGUGUUCACAUGCAAUCAGAGUAUGUGACUAUUUAAAUAUUGAUUCGACCACAUAUAUUCACCCGUGUUAUGGUUUGAACAAUGCCAUUAACACUUAUGAGCAUGCAUUUGUGAUUCCUAAGUCUCCGGGCUUAUGGAGGGAUCCCAUAGGGCCAAAGUGGUUGCCUAAUCCAGCAUUGUUGCGGGCCAAAGGUCGACCAGUGAAGUCGAGAAUAAGGAAUGAGAUGGAUGGAGUGAGGAAUAAGGAGUGA
Messenger RNA from Quercus lobata, 2529 nucleotides. RefSeq lists its product as uncharacterized. Gene Ontology annotation, molecular function: zinc ion binding. Lineage: Eukaryota; Viridiplantae; Streptophyta; Magnoliopsida; Fagales; Fagaceae. The record is from RefSeq and is a predicted model, not a curated record. Bases 1 to 2529 code for a protein of 842 amino acids. The transcript has 2 exons.